Messenger RNA from Argiope bruennichi, 1531 nucleotides. RefSeq lists its product as uncharacterized. The transcript has 3 exons. The record is from RefSeq and is a predicted model, not a curated record. NCBI's taxonomy places the organism in Eukaryota, Metazoa, Arthropoda, Arachnida, Araneae, Araneidae. Bases 69 to 860 code for a protein of 263 amino acids.
UAUCUUUAAAGCAUACUUUUCAAAUUAUAUUUCACUUUAGAUAUAUAGCAGUUUUUAAAUAAGCCAAGAUGCACGAGAUGAGCGAUUUUGCACAACAGGAAGAGCCAGAAUCCGAAACAAGAUCUCGCUCGGUAUCAUUUCCUGACCAUUAUCUGUUACCCUACAUUGAAUGGUGUAAAAGAUCCAAGUAUAUAACAUGCAGUUGUAGCAUAAUGUUUUUCGGUAUUGCCAUCUUUUGCUUCUUCGCUACCAACUACAUGAUUAACUACCCUGCCACUUUAUCUAGGAAGAUUGUCUUUGUAUUUGCUGCCACCAUCUGCAUCAUAUGUGGAGUCACUUGUUUGGAACUGCGCUUCAGAAUCUUAAAGCAGUGCAGAGAGGGACCCGAAGACAACAUACAAUUUGAAAUAGCCCGCCGAGAUACUUUCGAUUCAGUGACGAGCAGUUUCUCUGGAUAUUUCGAAACACAAGAGACGCCAUUUUGCAACGGAACAUCUAAAGAACCGAGUCAAGCUGAAAUGCCAGAAUUCCCCAGUCGCGCGCAUUCACUUGAUGAAGCCUCUCCUUCAAAAAUUUCUACAUUUAGACAUAAUGGUCUUGGUAGUUUUCCAAGGCGUUCGAUUUCUGGAAAUAUGUCACCGGAUUCUCCACUUCUGCCAUUAAGAAAGCCAAUAGAAAUUUCAAAAUCAUCUCUGACAAAGAACGGCAUGGAUUUCACACGAAUACAAAAUGGCCGAACUGUUCCAGGUUCUGAUAAUUAUCUUCCAAACUAUUCAACGUUUGAGAAUGAAUCGGAUGCACCUGAGACUAAGCCACUACUAUCCCAGUCGAUAUUUGAGAAUGAGAGUGAUGCACCUUAAACUCAAGCACCGUUUGCUGAGAGUCACAGUAAAUGCUUUGGUUUUUGUAUUUGCUCAGAGUCGUAGUAAAUUUAAUAUCGUGACUCGAUAGAAGAUUUUAUUAAAACAUAUUUUAAAAUUCUUUCUAGACAACUAUCAUCCAUUUAUACACAUAUGAUUAAUUGAUUGAUAUAUUUUUUUCUUUUGAUUCUUUUGUUCUCGAAUUUUUAUUUAAAUGGUUUCAGUAUAUGUGGGAAACGUUCUGAAGCAGGUAUUAUAACCUCUUUAGAAAAAAGAAAAGUGUAUCGCGCUUUCUUCUAAAUUUUAUUAAAUGGAUUAUUCCUCUGAAUUUCUUUAAGGCAAAAAAGGAUACAAAGGAUUCAUCCUUUGCUUUGUAUUUUUAGAAUAAUAUCGGUGUAGUGAGUAUAUAAUUUAAGCAAUUUCAUUUUAAACUGAGUAUUUAGAAUGAAUUUAACAAUUAUUUGUACCAUUUGUGAAUAUUUUGAAAGUUUUAAAUGAAUGCCAUCUCAUUUGGCGCUAAUUUAAUGCCAUCUCAAUUCUUCAGAUGUUAUCAAUCAAUAUGUUUAAUUUUUUAAAUUUUUAAUUGUUAAUAUGAAUAAAAUGUAAAUUAUUUUUUUAAUAAAGUUAGAAUGCAAGUUGGUAAUGAGUGAAUUUGAAAGCCAUAAACUUCA